Molecule: messenger RNA, 2853 nt
Organism: Centropristis striata (black sea bass)
Lineage: Eukaryota; Metazoa; Chordata; Actinopteri; Perciformes; Serranidae
Product: tetraspanin-8-like
Exons: 9
Coding region: 156-959 (267 amino acids)
Cellular component (GO): membrane
Source: RefSeq, a predicted model, not a curated record
CCCUCUCCGCCCAUGCUCUAAUACUCAUGCACAACAAGUGAACUUUAUCUUUAUUAAAAUCUGGCUCUGCUCUCUUUGUAGCAUGUGGAUUUGUGCUACGGUAAAACUAUAAACCGAAUUUCUUACAUUAACCGCAAGUUCAAGCUGCAACAAAGAUGGGGAAAGUGAACGUCUGUUUGAGACGGAGUUACAUUUUCGUGACAAGUUUAAUGGCGAUCGGCAGUGCCCUGCUGUUGGCAGGCACUCUGUUUAGCCAUGGACACUUCCACGGUGAUGAAGAGAUAGAGUCGAUGCUUGCAGGGAUUCAUAUGCUGUAUAUUAUUUCCAUCAUAACUCUACUCUUGGCCAUCACUGGUGUGUAUGGUGCCUGCAAAGAGAAAAAGUGGGCACUUAUACUGUUUGCAGUUGGAACAAUCCUGAGCAGUCUUGUUAUGAUUGCUGGUGAAAUUAAAGGACUGGUUAUGCGACCAAAGCACGCUGAAGAAUUCAACAGGCAAUAUCUAAGUAUGUUGCAAAUGCAUAGAAAUGGAACUGAGAGUAUUUCAGACCACUUCGAGGAAAUGCAGUUUCAUCUGCAGUGUUGUGGACUAGAUCAGGGUUAUAUGGAUUGGGGCUACAACAUCCCUGAAUCCUGCCUGUGUGCUGAGGAUUCAACUCAUCCAUGCGUGGAAGCUCCUAAAAACAGCAGUCUGUUUACGCACACGACAGAUGGCCACCCCAUCAUGAUUUAUAAAGAGCCAUGUUUACCAUACUUGAUCGCAUAUGAGAUGGAAGUAGUGGAUACUGCAUUGGGCAUAAUGCUGGGAAUCACAUUAUUCUGGAUAUUGUCAGUGGUGCUGUGUAUUCUCAUCUUGCGUCAGCUGAGUAAAAAGAAGGAAGACACGCCCAUCGUGGUUUACAGUCCAGAGGCAAAAGCAGGCAACUACACUGUCCUCGCAGAUGCUGCAGACUACUCCUGAUUGGGAUCCUACAAGGAUACAUAGUGUUUUUAUGUUGUCUGAAUGUGUCGAAAGUUGGCUUCAGUAAGUGAAGUUACAUAAAAACUUGUACAUUGUAUUUGUUUGUUGUGCAACCUCUAUGCAUAUCCCAUAUUUUCACAAUGGGAAAAGUGUAGCAGCACAUACUGUGAAGUCGUAUUUUCUUUGUGAUAGAAACUAAGACAUAAACUGCAUGUUAAUUUGUGACCUACACCACUAAAUAACAUAGGUGGGAUAUACAGUAAUUCUGCAGUGAGUGCUUUGAAAAUUCUGAGUGGUAUUUUCAUCCACUUGAAUUAUUUGAAUGGUAAUUUAACACAUUUGAUCCAAGAUGGAAGCACUUGCAAGCAGUAAAUUUGAGCUACAUUGUAAGAUAUGGAAAUAGAGGAAAUGUGCUUUAAAUAACAGCACUGUUCAUGAUACAUGCAGAAACAUUUAGAUUGUAGAUUGGGGCUUUUGUAAGAAUGUGUGUAUUUUGUGGUUUUGUAGCUUCUAUAAGCAGUAUCCGUAUCCUGCAAAACUUUACAUAAACCUUUUUAUGUUUUUUAAAGAUUUAAAUUCGCAUUUUACUGGAGAAUUGUUUUUUUCUAGAACAGUUUUACAUAAAGGAUGUUGUGGUACAUAUUGGGGAGGAUGCAGGAUGGAAAGAUUUUUUUCAGCAGGUAUCAAUAACCAAUGAUAAUUGGCAUGUUGGCAUGUCCAAUACCUUAAAAAUUAGUCCAUAACCCAUAAUAUUUACGUUUUAGACAAUAUCCCAACUUUUUUUGUAUAGGUUUUGUAUUGUGAAUAGCUACGUAUGAUACUGCAUAACCAUAUUCUGGGAUAGAUGCUUCAGUUCAUUGCAGGAGGAGGCAGGAACGCAGAUAACAGCGAAGAUCCAUCUAACAAACUGUAGUUUACUUGUUGUUUUGGCUGCCAAAGAAGCAAAUCCUAAGUCCCAUAAAACCAAAGCAAGUGUUUCAGGCUCCUGUCACUGCUUCAUCCCCUGAUUAAAAAAGGAGAAUAAACAGAAAGUUCAAGCACUUAUCCUCGUCCCUCCGUCUCCCAAAGUGACGUCAACUGUUCAGCCUUUCUGCUAUCAUGACAAGAAAUGUAACAGCUGCAAUACUUGUAAUAGAUAGGCCUACUUGUCUGUUUUCUGAUAAUGUAUGUAAUAUUUGACGCACAAAAGUAAGCGUAAUUUUUUAAGCAUAAUUGUGGCUAAAUAAAAAGACAUGUUGAGUGAUACAGUGUCUUUGUUUUAAGAGUAAAGGAUGUGAUAAAAACAUGUAAUGCUAAAAUCAGGUUGGUAGACAAUUAUGUACUGGCUAGUGAGCUACUUCUUUUAUCAAUUUCAGAUCAAAUUAAAUCAUACUCUAUUGUUAGGGAAACCAACCCGCCACCUUUAGGUGACAAUUUGUCAUCCUUCUGUAGAGAGCCUUCACAGAACAUAAUUGUGGAUGUUUUUAGCACAAUAGCAUAAAAUUUGAUGCGAUCGAAGAAAAAACAUUUUCACUGGUUACACGUUAUUCAGCACAGGUGCAAAGUGCUGGAAAAGCUUGAAAAUGCACCUUAAGAAUGGUUGAAAAGUGCUUGAAUUAGGUUUUUGGAAAAAGUUGUGGGAACCCUGAACACAGCAUGAAAUGAAAAUACUCAAGUAGGCUACAAGCAUAGACAUAUAUACGUAGACUCCGCAUUGAGUGCUGAAGCGUACGUCGACGUCGCCGCCAUCUUGGAUGUGGCAAAGAUAAGAUAAGUGUUAAAAUAAUUGAUUAUUUUCUAUAUUGGUAAAUGGUUUUAUGCUUUAUUUAUGCUUCUCUGUGGUCUGUCUCUGUUCUCUGUGAGUGACGCAGGUCACUAUCAAAGGUCAAACCUUGACUGUAAUAAAUAUCUCUAU